Molecule: messenger RNA, 4546 nt
Organism: Polistes dominula (European paper wasp)
Lineage: Eukaryota; Metazoa; Arthropoda; Insecta; Hymenoptera; Vespidae
Biological process (GO): cell-matrix adhesion
Cellular component (GO): basement membrane; extracellular region
Molecular function (GO): serine-type endopeptidase inhibitor activity
Source: RefSeq, a predicted model, not a curated record
GAUAUCGUAUACUUCAAAUUUUGAUUAUUAAGAUCUAGCGGUUGGUCAAAACACCACUUGAUGCGUUGAGGAUGCAACGUGAUCUUUGCAACGGUGGGUUUGCAUGCGCCGUUGUGUGGGUGUCAUCGACCUGCCUUCUUCUUCUUCUUCUUUCGUUGUCGUCAUCGGUUGGAGCAGAGUCAUCUGUUAAGGUCAUCGCAGGCCGAUGUCCAUCAUUCGAUGAGCAGAACGUAUGCCCAUCGAGGUCACCAAUCUGUAAGGAAGAUUCCGAAUGUCAAUUGUUCAAAGAACGUUGCUGCAAAACAGCGUGUGGAUUAAGAUGCGUUAGCAGCGAGUUAUCAGGAUGCGAACAGUUGGCAUUGGCAGCUGUUAAAAGAUUCCGUGCUAUUGACAAGUGGACUGUAGCAUCGCAAUAUGUACCAAAAUGUAAUAACCAAACAGGGGAUUUUGAAAGGGUGCAGUGCGACUCGGAGAAGAAAUAUUGUUGGUGCGUGGAUAAGAAGAUUGGUAGUGAAAUUCCUGGAACGAGAGGGUCUAAUAUUAAUGAUAUUAAUUGUGACAAUCCUCGGACAUGUCCGGCACAUUCCUGUCGAAUGUUUUGCCCACUUGGAUUCGAGAUCGAUUCGAAAAGUGGGUGUUCCAAGUGUGAAUGCAAAGAUCCUUGUCGUGGUAUAACGUGUCCGGGUCCGGGUCAGAUAUGCGAAUUAAUUGAUGUACCCUGUGCACGUCCACCGUGCCCACCCGUGCCAAGUUGUCGCAAAGCGAAAUCUCUGUUCAAUGUAUGUCCGGCUGGUGAACCCUUGCAAAUCACAGAUUCCGUGAGACCAUUCCUAUGUGGUAAUACACCAGGAAAACCAAGUUGUCCACCGAUGUACAGAUGUUUGGUUGAUUCAAGACAAGAAUAUGGUGUUUGUUGUCCAUCGAGUUUUAAUCUUACUCGAACUGGUACUUGUCCGAACAAGGAACCCACGAUUUGUAGUAGAACGUGUCAACACGAUUUGGAAUGUCCGUCGCCACAAAAAUGUUGUCAGAGUGAACGGUGUGGUCGUACUUGUUCUGUACCCGAAGGUCUCAGCGUUUGUCGUCGCGAUCGCAUGUUGGCUGAAAUGUUAAGCAUUUCAGAAAAACAGGGUCGAGGUUACAUUCCGCAAUGUACUGAUGAAGGAGAAUUUCAAACUAAACAGUGUUCAAGAAAUGGUUUAGUCUGUUGGUGUGUCGAUGAUCAUGGUCAAAAAAUAUCAGGAUCUAUGGGGCCAGCUGAAAGAGUAAAUUGCACCUCGAUUGCCAAAGCAAGAUCCUUGUCAACGUCUUGCAUUCAACAGCAAUGCGCCCAAGUUUGUCAGUAUGGAUUCAAAACAGAUUCAUCCGGUUGUUCCACAUGCGAAUGCGAUAAUCCUUGCCAGGGAUUCCCGUGUCCACCCGAAGAAGAGUGUGUUCUCAAACAGGAAACAAAUUGUCCUGAUUUUCUUUGCCCUACUAAGCCGGAAUGUAAAGCUAAAAGAACUUACAAGAGCCCUUGUGUUUUUGGUACACCAAUGAGCGACGAGGAAGGUAAUGCCAUUACGUGUUCUAUCAAUCAGACUUGUCCGUACAAUUAUACAUGUACAGCGGUACCAGAAGCUGGACAAUCAGUCUGUUGUGCGAUGUCGACGACUGUUAUCAAACCGGUAUCAAUGUGCGAAUAUCUUCGAGAUUUUGGUGAACGAAUGGAAGGUACGCGAGAAGGAAUGUUCUUGGCUGUUCCACCACCGCAAUGCGAUAAAAAUGGUUUUUACAAGCCCUUGCAGUGUCAUAACGGUACUUGCGCUUGUGUGAAUCGUCACGGAAUAAUUUUACGAGGUAGUGUUAGUCCAGAAACCGAUUGCAAAAGCGUAAAGAAUUCUUGGCAAGUUUGCAAUACGAUAUCGUGCGACUUGGUAUGUCCUUACGGUUAUGAAAUCGAUUCGGAUGGUUGUGAAACAUGUAAUUGUCACGAUCCAUGUAAAAACGUGUCAUGUGGUUCACGGGAAGUUUGCACAAUGGUUGAUGUCAAUUGCGGCCCGGGAGAAUAUUGUCCACCUGUGCCAGCUUGUCUUACAACCAAACCUGGACAAUGUCCAUACUUGGUACCAAGUUCGUCGAGCUGUGAAUUAGAAUGUAGUACCGAUCAGGAGUGUUCGGGUUCGGAAAAAUGUUGUUCGACGGGUUGCGGUACGCAAUGCGUAGCACCAGUCAUGGCCACUGCUUGUCAACAUGCACAGGCUGUUGCCGAGCAUGCUGCUAGAGAGUCUGGAGAACCAGCUCGAAGAAUUUAUAUACCAAGAUGUGAUGUCAAUGGUGCAUUCGAGGCAGUACAAUGUCACAAUGGUAUGUGUUGGUGUGUUGAUGAGGAAGGAAGAGAAGCUGCAGGUACACGGGUCCUCGAAGGGAUUGUACCAAAAUGUAAUAAACCUCAAAGGUGUCCAGAAAUCGAUUGCAAACUCGAUUGUCCGGAAGGUUUCGAGUUAGAUCUUGACAGUGGUUGUCCUACUUGUUCCUGUAGAGAUUUGUGUAAAAAAGUAAUUUGUCUUGGAGAAAAUGAAGCUUGUAGAAUGGUCGAAGUUGCUUGCAGUAUACCACCGUGCCCACCUGUACCAGUUUGUUUACCGAAAAAAGAUAAUCCUUGUCCAAAUGGUACACCCCUUUUGGAUCAAAAUAGAUCACCGGCUAUUUGUGGUCCUCACGGGCACCAAUGUCCAUCCACGCACAAAUGUGAGUUAUCUCCGUUAGACGAAUACGCUGUUUGUUGUCCCAAACCGCGAGAGGUUUGUUUCGAACCUUUACGAAUUGUACCAUGCAAUUCAACGACAAUGCCCAAUGGAACAGAAAGAUGGUACUUUGAUCCAGAAAAAAACGAAUGCAAAAAAAAAACGGAAUGUACUCACGGCCAUAAUGACUUCAAUGACUUCUCAAGUCGUUUGGAAUGCGACACUGUUUGUCCUGUUUUGUCACAAUGCGAAAGAUUACGAGAGAAAAAUUUAAAAACUUCUCAAAGAUUAAAACAAUCUACUUUCUUACCAAGAUGCAAUCAAGACACUGGUAUGUGGGAACCUGUUCAAUGUUUGGAACACGUCGGUGUUUGCUGGUGUGUUAAUAGAAAAGGACAACCUAUGAAAGGAUCACUUAUAAGAGGACACGAACCAAAAUGCAAUUUCAGACAAGCCAGGCGUGGUGGUAGAGGUCCUGGUAAUCAAGAAAUAGAUUAUAAUAUUCAAGCAUUUAUGGAUGGCACUUUGUUCGAGUUGUUAGAGACUGAUGAAAAACAAGUUAACAGAAUUUUUGGCACCAGAUGUCAAGCUAUGAGGGAAAGGGGUCAUGUUUCAGCUAUUUGUGAUCGUCAAGGUAAAUUUGAACCCACGCAAUGUGCUGGAGAUACUUGUUGGUGUGUCGACGAGGCUGGAAAUCAAUUGGUUGGCUCUGAACCAUUUUUGAAAGGAUCUAAUAUUUGUUUACCAACACCGAUCGAGUCGGUAGAAGUGAUUUUACGUUUUCCCGGAAGAUUCGUAAUAACGGACAAAGUUACUUUUAGAAGUGAAGCAAGACAAUUCUUGUACGAGUUAGGGGCAAGAUUAAAGGACGAUAUUGAAGUGGAUAUCGAACGGGAUUCGGCAUUUUUGAAAUUCGAAAUAAUCGGUGGGAACAAGGUCGACAUAGCUUUUCAUUUGGAAGAAUUGACAAGGAUGCAGAAACUUUUAAUGCUUGGGUCAUUGGCCGAUGAAACAACUUCACGUUUCACACAUAAAUCUAUGCCAGUCGCUGUGGAAAACAGGAUCGUUGCGUUAGAGCAACGGGAGAUUCUAACGGAAGUUGAAGCACCCGUUUAUCAAACGGCCACACUUGUUCUGGCUGCGGCCAGCGCCUUUGUUAUCAGCAGCUUGAUAAUACUUUUAAUGUUGUAUCGAAAAAAGAUGAAAAUGAAGGAUCCAAGCAAAACAUUGCCGAUGGAUCAGCAUUUCCUUGCCUACAGUCAACAACCCGUUUACGUGAUUUCUGGUCUGGAAAAAGAUGAGAAGGAUGCAGGACAAUUACAUGAAAAUAUUCAGCUCCCUAAAACAGCUGAUAAAGCAUGAACGAUUUUAUAGAUAAAAUGUAAUUAUUUCUAAUCAAUUUUUCAAUCGUUCAUGAUUCGACUAGGAUUUAAAUAUCAUCCCUCAUACUACGGAAGUCUUAACUAUUCUCAUUCGUUUCAUGAUUUGUCAUAAAAUAUUUAUUCAAUAUACUAUACUAUAUAUCUAUAUAUUGUAUAUACAGCGAUUAGUAUAAUCGCCGAUCGACCAACUUCAAGAAUGGAAUUUUUAAGAAUGUUUGUAAAAAUUAGUCAUAAUAAUUUACAAACAUUAAACUGAUACAUAUCAAAUGGAUUUGAUCGAUCGUUAAAUACCGUAAGAGAGCUGAGGAUUUUUAUCUUUUCAUUUUUAUCAUCUUCCUUUCGAAAUGAUCAAUGAAAAGAUGAUUUCUAUCGUGAAAACGAUUCAAUGAUAUCGUUGCAUUGAUAUACACUAAUGUAAAUAUUAGAUCUUCGAUUAUU